AUGGAGCGGGCUCCAAACCUGCUUCUCUUCUGCAUCUUCACCUUUGCCAUGGUCCUAGUCCCAGAAGCGAAGGACCAAAGUAAGGGAGUGAAGGGAAAGAGAAGAGGGCCAGCACGGUCCACCACAGCUCCCCCUGCCCUGGCUUGGGCCCCGGAUGACACCUACACCCCCAUGGAGGACUACGAACGGAGCAUCCAGGACAUGGUGCGCCAGCUCAAGAACAGCUCCGAGCUGGGUGACACCAAGUGCCAGGUCAACCUGAGGCUCUGGAGGUCCAACCGAAGAAGCUUAUCCCCCUGGGCAUACAGCAUAAAUCACGAUGCAACACGGAUCCCAGCAGACAUCCCUGAGGCCCGAUGCCUCUGCACUGGCUGCAUCAACCCCUUCACAAUGCAGGAGGACCGCACCAUGGCCAGCAUUCCCAUCUACAGCCGGCUGCCUGUCCGCCGGCUGCUCUGUCAGGUGUCGGGCGAGGUGGGGCACAAGCCCUCCACGAAGAAGUGUCAGAAGAAGUACCAGACAGUCAUGGAAACCAUAGCUGUGGGCUGCACCUGCAUCUUCUGA
Messenger RNA from Rhea pennata, 564 nucleotides. RefSeq names its product interleukin 17B (gene IL17B). The record is from RefSeq and is a predicted model, not a curated record. Gene Ontology annotation, molecular function: cytokine activity. The transcript has 3 exons. Lineage: Eukaryota; Metazoa; Chordata; Aves; Rheiformes; Rheidae. Gene Ontology annotation, cellular component: extracellular region. Bases 1 to 564 code for a protein of 187 amino acids. Gene Ontology annotation, biological process: inflammatory response.